AUGCAGCGAGGUGUCAGGCUGGCUUCUUGUCUCUCCAGGGUAUGCAUUUCUCCGGAGGUCGCCGCGUUCAACAGGGUCCGAGCUUCUAGCGUCCCCAAGAGCGUGAAGACCUUCAGCGGCUACUCGGUUCUUGCGAACGAGAAGAAGGAGAAGGAGGAGACGAAGGAAGAGGUGCCCAAGGCUGGCAAGGGUUUCUUCGAGACUUUCUGGAAGAGCGUCAAAGAUCAAAUGCAGCAGCGGGAGUCUCAAGAUCCUUCCUUGAAAGAAGCGCAGGAGAGAUUGGAGAAGAGCAGAUUAGAGGCGCUUGCCGCUGCUGAGGCUGCUAUUCAAAGAGCUCACAAGGCUGCUGAGGAGGCGAAGAAGCGAGCCGACGAGCUCGAACAGCAGACACGUCCCACCCGUGAGAGAGUCGGUUUCACCAUCGGCGCAGGACUCAGUGCGGUUGGAGGAGCCAUUGGGAAAGUUGCCGAGCAACCCGCAGUGCAGGCAGUCGGCCGGGCGACGCUGAAGGCAGCACAGAGUGUGAUCGAUGCUCAAGAGAAGCUCGACAAGAGGAGUCAGGAGUUGGAGCAGAAGAUCUACGACUCUCGUCUCGGCAAGUCCGUCCGUGAGGCGCUGGGAGAAGACUCAAGAGGGAAGGGGCCCGUCGAAGGAGUUCCACUGGACAAGGAGACUUUCGGUACAGCCCGAGCAUGGCUGGGUUCAUGUCGUGUUGCUGAUGGUGUGCGGAAAGAUGUGGCGAUCUACCAGGAGACUGCCUGGGAAAGAAGAGUCAGGAAGCUGCGCGAGAGUGCCUUCCUUGGACCGAUCAUGACAGGUGAGGGCGGGCGAUGGGGCCACGAGGGUGUUCGGAGAGAGCGAGACCUCGAUCUGCAUGGUCGGGAGCUCGGAGAGAUCAAGAAAGACGAUCCAGCAUUCGAUGUCAAGAAUUUCAUCGCUAAGUUGCAGAACGAGACAAUUCCUUUCGUCAUGUCAAGGUUCCUUCAGGACCAGCUGUCAGAGCUCGAGGACAUCUUGACGGAGAGGAGUAUGGCCGUGUUGGGCACAAUCAUCAAGGAUAGGCUGCAGAAGGGCCUGCGGGUUAGUUAG
Molecule: messenger RNA, 1089 nt
Organism: Guillardia theta CCMP2712
Lineage: Eukaryota; Cryptophyceae; Pyrenomonadales; Geminigeraceae
Exons: 10
Coding region: 1-1089 (362 amino acids)
Source: RefSeq, a predicted model, not a curated record